Messenger RNA from Salvia splendens (bonfire salvia), 2247 nucleotides. Its product is annotated as pentatricopeptide repeat-containing protein At1g06270-like. The record is from RefSeq and is a predicted model, not a curated record. Gene Ontology annotation, molecular function: protein binding. The coding region runs from base 580 to 1599 and encodes 339 amino acids. NCBI's taxonomy places the organism in Eukaryota, Viridiplantae, Streptophyta, Magnoliopsida, Lamiales, Lamiaceae. The transcript is spliced from 2 exons.
CUUGCAAGGGGGGCACGGUGGACGUGAGGGUGGUCGAUUUUUGCACCCGCCGGCCAUGCCCUUCGACUAUAGUGAUGUCGACCGACGCCUUCGCCGCCGUCUCCAAAUCCCCCGAUGCUAAAAUCAACAUCGAAUUUAUCCAGAUUUGACAUCAAAUAUGGGCAUUGCGUGUUUGCUGUGGAGAAAGUAACUCUAGCUUUAUUUAAUUUGGAGGUGUAGCUUAUUUUAAGUAAUAUUACUAGAGUAUAUGAAUUUUACAAGAUUAUGUGUUUCAUAUCUAAUGUAUUUUGUGUUCGGAUUUUGGACUAAACAUGUAAGCUCCGAGGUGUAUCAGUAAAUGACUCUUACUAAAUCAUAGAUUAUGUGUUUCCUAAUCUAAUGAGUACUACUCUAUUUUUGUAUUUGGACGAUGGGCUUAAACAUGUACAAGGCCCAAUGGGCUCCUCAAAAUUCAUCUUCUGAUAAUAAUCAAAUUUCAAAUAAUUUCGACCAAAUCCUCCAAACUAAAUCUGUUCGACCAAAUUCCCCAACCAACUCCAACUUGAAGAUCUUGCUCAAUUUCCAAAUUCCGUUCCAGAAAUGGCGUUGGCAGCUACGAGAUUCAGUUCAUCAAUCUCCCGCCACCAAAUCCGAGCUCUCUCCCAUUCAUCUUCUCCAAAAUUGAAUCUCGAAGAAUCCAUCCGAGCAGCAGUCGAAGCAAAAGCAUACCGCCAAAUCCCCCAAAUCCUCAACGCAUCAACGGAGCCUUGCCGCAACCCUAACCCCUUCACAUUCCUCUCCAAAUUCCCCGAGCGGCGCCGAAACGAAACCAUCGACGAAAUCCUCCAAUCCUUCAUCCCAAUCCGGCCGCGCUCCCACCCGCGGAAGGCCUACUCCUCCCUCCUCUCCCUCACCCUCGACCCCUCCAUCGACCAUCUCCCCCUCGCCCUCGCCGUCGUCCAGCGCACCCUCCGCUCCGGCUGCCUCCCCCCGCCGCAGUUCCACCUCCUCCUCUCAAAAUCGUGGCUGCGGCGGCGCCGGAAGGCGUCGCCGUCGCUAAUUUUGUCGGAGAUGAAAUCGAUCGGGUACACCCCCGAUUGCGGCACCUGCAAUUACCUAAUUCUGUCUCUUUCGAAAAUCGAUCAAUUUGGGGAAGCGAUGGAGGUGUUGAGAGGGAUGGGGAGGGCGGGGUGCGUCCCCGAUUGGGACAGCUACGGGGGAUUGAUUGCUGAGCUGAGCGAGGCGAGGAAGGUGGACGCGGCGGCGGAGGUGGUGAGGGAGAUGGUGUGUAAGGAGGGGGUGAGGCCGAGGGAGGAGACGGUGGCGAAGGUGGUGGGGGCGAUGAGGGGGAAUCGGGAGGCGGGGAGGGCGGCGGAGAUGGUGGAGAUGCUGGAGGGGGAGGGGGUGGGGGUGGGGUUUGGGGUGUAUGAGGGGGUUUUGGAGGGGUGUUUGGAGGAGAAGAGGUUUGUGUUGGCGGGGAAGGUCGCGGCGGCGAUGUGUGGGAGGGGGUUUAUACCGUUUAUAAGGGCGAGGCAGAGGGUGGUGGAGGGGUUGGUUGGGGUUGGGGAGGUGGAGCAUGCUGCUGUUGCGAGGAGGAGAUUUGCAGAGAUGAGUUCUUAGUUUUCUAUAUGAAGAAGAAAUCGUGUGGCCAAGGGGCUUCUUGUUUGUGCGAAUGGUGCUUCGAACUUGGAACGAGCAUGGAUUGAUGGUAAAAUAGGAUGAUGGGUCGCGAACUGGGAUUCGAUUGAUGAUGAAGAAAGAGAAUUCUUGGUUCUAUUCUCAGACUCGUGAUGGAAAAAGGGAUUGAUCAAAUUCUAUUGCACGAUGUAUAUUUGUUAUGGAUCGUGGACAGUGAUUCGAUUGAUGACGAAGAAAGAGAAUUCUUGGUUCUGUUUUCUGCCUAGGAUGGAAAUCAAGGAUUGAUCAAAUUCUAUUGCACAACGUAGAUUUGUGAUAGAUUCGUUUGUUUGUUUUUGAGUCGGACAUGAUAAAAAUUUAUCAUGUCCGACCGGUUUCACCGGGCAUCCUGUAUAUUGCUGAAUAGAGCUCUCACUCUGCAUAAAUUGGGCAUGCAUGCAUCCCAGCCCAGUUUAAGUCUUUCUAUAGAAUUUGGACAUUUUGUGUUGAGUUUUGUUUUUGUUCUGAAAAAUUCUUGUGAUCUUUCGACGCUUUUGAGGUUUAGGUGAUUUGUAAUAAUUCAAGUAUGAAAAUUGGGCCUGUACCUGAGAAGUUAAGAGAAAUGGGCUUUGGUGAUAAGUAUAUAUGGUA